This is a messenger RNA of Spodoptera littoralis (African cotton leafworm), 1357 nucleotides long. Lineage: Eukaryota; Metazoa; Arthropoda; Insecta; Lepidoptera; Noctuidae. The record is from the annotation of a GenBank genome assembly.
AAGAUAUUUGAAAAUGAUAGAGUCUGUGGAACGAAAAAUGAACCACUUGGAUACGACGUUCCAUGAAAGAACAAACAGUAUUCUUAAAUACUUGUCCGAAAUGCUACGAAUGAUCAAGGCUUCUUCGUCUGAAAUGCUUGAAAAGGCUUUAAGAAACGUCAAAACCGAUUUGGACAAGCUGAAGCAUACGAUGUCAGAGCGAGUGGACGAACACCCUAACAUGCGAGUAGAAGGGGGCGAGUACCGCUUAGAUUCUAACCUGGAUUCCCGUCUCACGUUCCUAGAGACUCACGUGAAGACUAUACAGGCUGGAGUAGAAUCCAUUGUGUCCACCAUAUCCGAGGUCAAAAACCGGCAGUAUUCGAGAAACUUUCCCAUCAAAUCGGAGGUUGCAACAUCGUCAGACACCAUGUCUAUCAUCAACGAGUUCAGAAAGACGCUUCGUGAACAGAAAACCAAGAAAUGCGAGUGCAAGAGUGGGAGGGUUGAUCGAUCUGAGCGGUAUCCGACAGACUGUCACGAGAUCCAAGUGCAAGGGUUCAACGUGUCAGGUAUCUACAAGAUCAGGCCUGAUGAUAUGGAGCCGUUCUACGUGCUGUGUGACCUCACGACCGCAGGAGGAGGCUGGACGGUAUUCCAAAAUCGUUUCGACGGUUCUCAAGACUUUUACAAAGGCUGGAAUGAUUAUGAGUACGGUUUCGGUAACCUUGCUGGGGAGUUCUGGUUGGGAUUGGAAAAGCUCAAUUAUCUGACGAAUCAGAAGCUGUAUGAAUUGAGGAUUGAAAUGGAAACGCAGCACGACCAGGACGCGUACGCAGGCUAUUCCGUGUUCACGGUGGGACCUGAACAUGAAGGGUACAGAAUCAGCACGCUCGGCACCUUCUAUGGAACGGCAGGCGACUCUCUCUCGUACCACGCUGGUCAGAAGUUCUCGACUUACGAUGUGGAUAACGAUGAGUGGAAGGACGGCGCUUGCGCAACGGAGCACGGUGGCGCGUGGUGGUAUAAGGAAUGCGAUAAGAGUAACCUCAACGGAAAAUACUCGAUGACUACAGAAGAAAACAGAGGGCAAUCAAUGUAUUGGAUUUCGUUCAAAGGACCGAACUUCCCACUUUCGAAGACAAAGAUGAUGAUCAGGCCGCUGCCUGCCAGUAAACCGAUAGACUACAUGGACACAAGCAGGAAAACUAUAGAAGGUCCGCAACUGAGACCGGUGCCCGAAAAAAUUAGAGUAAUACCCAUAAAGUCGGGACUACGAACGCAGAAUGUAAAGGGAAUGUACGGCGUAAUCCCCAGCCAGAGUCAGUACAGAUACGACGAGCCCUCAGCAGACGCUUUCUUCCCCAACUACGCGUGA